AGAGAUCGCAGCGCGGCGGCGCAUGCGCAGUGAGGAGACGGAGAUCUCUCGCGAGGAAGGACGCCAUUAUCGCAGCCGCCCGACAAACACCACGAGAAUUCGGCACCGCACACGGAUUGCAUGUCUCGUCAAACUGCUUGUCUGGGGGCCUGCAGUGGUGUUUGACUGGACUUUGCAGCCUGGUUCUGAAUGAUGUCAGAACAGGAUUUGGCAGAUGUUGUUCAGAUUGCUGUUGAAGACUUGACUCCAGACAACCCAGUUGUGUUGGCGAAUCAUGAAGUGACAGACGAUGAUGUAGAGCCUACCCUGAAACGUCCGCGCAUAGAAAUUAACUGCCAGGAUCCCUCUAUUAAGUCAUUCCUGUGUUCCAUUAAUCAGACAAUAUGCUUGCGACUGGAUAGCAUUGAGGCAAAGUUGCUGGCUCUAGAAGCUACCUGUAAAUCACUGGAAGAGAAGUUGGAUCUUGUCAUGAACAAACAGCACAGCCCCAUCCAGGUCCCCAUGGUGGCAGGUUCUCCUCUUGGCGCUACGCAGACCUGUAAUAAAGUACGAUGUGUUGUUCCCCAGACCACAGUAAUACUGAACAACGACCGGCAGAAUUCAAUUGUAGCCAAGAUGGUUGGGCAGGAAGAACCACUGAGCAGAGCAGCGGAUUCUCUGGAAAAUAUCCUUAGCAAUGCCGUUCCUGGACGUAGGCAGAACACCAUAGUGGUGAAGGUUCCAGGGCACGACGACAGUCACAACGAAGAUGGAGAGAGUGGCUCUGAGGCCAGUGACUCGGUUUCCAACAGUGGACAAUUAGGAAGCCAAAGUAUUGGGAACAACGUCACCCUUAUUACACUGAACUCUGAAGAGGAUUACCCCAACGGGACGUGGCUUGGAGAUGAAAAUAACCCUGAGAUGCGGGUCCGUUGCCCCAUCACCCCUGCUGACAUGCUGCACAUCAGCACCAACUGCCGCACGGCCGAGAAGAUGGCAUUGACAUUGCUCGAUUAUCUCUUCCAUCGGGAAAUUCAGGCCAUCUCCAACCUUUCAGGCCAGGGGAAGCAUGGCAAGAAGCAGCUCGAUCCUCUCAUGAUAUAUGGAAUCCGCUGUCAUCUCUUCUAUAAGUUUGGGAUCUCAGAAUCUGACUGGUAUCGAAUCAAGCAGAGCAUAGACUCCAAGUGCCGAACAGCCUGGAGGCGGAAGCAGCGGGGACAGAGUCUUGCUGUGAAAAGCUUCUCAAGGAGAACGCCUUCAUCAUCGUCUUACAGUGGUUCAGAGGGUCCUCAGAGCUCAGUGUCAGCCUCAAAUGAGAUCCAGCAGAACCAACCACAGGCACUACACUACGCACUGGCCAAUGCCCAGCAGGUUCAGAUCCACCAAAUAGGAGAAGAUGGACAAGUCCAAGUAGGCCAUCUCCACAUAGCCCAGGUUCCUCAAGGCGAGCAAGUCCAAAUCACACAGGACAGCGAGGGAAACCUGCAGAUACAUCAAGUGCACGUUGGGCAGGAUGGGCAGGUGUUGCAGGGUGCUCAGCUGAUAGCUGUUGCAUCUGCCGAGCCUGCAUCAGGAGGAGUUGAUGGAUCCCCACUGCAAGGCAGCGAUAUCCAAGUCCAGUAUGUGCAGCUCACACCUGUGACAGACCACUCUGCAACCAGCCAAGGCACUGACACCCUCCAGUCAGCAAUCCAACCAGAAAUGCAGAUAGAACACGGAGCGAUCCAAAUCCAAUAAGGAAGCGGUGAAAAGCUGCGUGAGCUGAGAUGUCAGUGAGCCACGGUGGGAAAUGAAGCCCUGCAGUCGUCGUGUGCAGCCCCAGGAAGAUGGACUGCUAUGCUGACAGUCUCUCCUCUGCACAUAGCAGGUUUCUGACCACCCGUUUGUGCUCACCCAGAACAAACCAGAGCCAUUUACUGCAAUUGGAGCUGCAUUGCUGCGUCUGUUGAGAAUAUACCCCUCAGAAAAAGAAACAAACACGUGGCCUGCCCUUAGGUGUAUUUAAGGAGGAAAAAGUCAGUAUGGAAAGAAAUCCAAUUAAUCGAAACAGUGAGACUUAAAUUCAUCUUUCAUCCUGUCGUUUCUUCUGUGAAAUUACACCAUUUGAAUGUCUGCAAAAUGUCUUAGGAGGCGUAUUGCUGCUUUGCAAUACCUGCUUUACCACGUAUCCAAGAUCAAGAGCUCAAAUAUUUUUCACCGUUCAGACAGCUUUUUUAUUUGCAAUGGUGUUUAUAACAAAAAAUGGAAAAUAUUAAAAAAAAAUGAAAAGAAAAAUCCCAUAACUGCAAGUAUUAGCCUUUUGCUGGUGUUUUCUGUUCGGUGUAAUGAAAAACGUAUUUGCAGGAGACUAACAAUUUUGUUUGUACUGUUGCUUAACUACUUUUCUAGGGGAAAAUGCUUUUAAAUGCUGUAAUUAUGCAUUUCUAAUGAAAAAUAAAUGUGUAUUUAUGAAUAGCGCA
Coturnix japonica (Japanese quail) is the source of this 2438-nucleotide messenger RNA. It is a transcript of the gene BANP, whose product is annotated as BTG3 associated nuclear protein. The record is from RefSeq and is a predicted model, not a curated record. Gene Ontology annotation, biological process: negative regulation of protein catabolic process; protein localization to nucleus. Gene Ontology annotation, molecular function: DNA binding. Lineage: Eukaryota; Metazoa; Chordata; Aves; Galliformes; Phasianidae.